AUAUCAAGCUGUACCUCAUGCAGAUUAAAUAAGUAUUAGAGGUUUAUGUCUGAAUUGUAUUGAAAAUGGCCAAAUGCAAACCUUUAAAAUUGCUUAGAACUAUAAAUGUGAGUGGUGAACAUGGAGAGGUAUCUGAAGAGACCUUUUCCAUCUCAAGUGAAAUGAUUUGAUGUCAAUCUUUAGCCAGUCUUUAUUACACAGACCAAAGGUCCAUCACAUUCUGUUUCUCAACAAUACACACCAGCUCAGUGGUAAGUCACUCUUUCACAUCUAAGACAUUCAUGACACAAACGUUUUUUAUAGAAAACAGAUCACAUAAAGAAUUGGUCAUCAUCACUGUUUAAUGGAAAUGGUUAACAGAUUUAAUUUAUAUGUUCUCUACAAGCUUACGGUUUAAACUCAAUAAAUAAAAUCCUCUACACUUUAAUGAUCAUGGUUCUUAGCUAACCGCUGUACUCCUAAAUGUAAAUGUAAGGAUUAUCCCCAAAAUCCUAAAUAAUCAGGAGUCAUAACUUGUACUCCAGGAAAGGAUCAGUGUUAAGUGUUAGGGCAGGGAAACAAGCUUCGAAGAACACUGGCAGACUUUGUGCUUCAAGUCAGCGGGGCAGACCAUGAUCUGUUUUGUGUGCGAUGCUAGAUAACAUACUUUAAAAGAGAGAGAGAGAGCAGCAAAUACAUGCAGUGAGACACGGGACGACAGCAUGCUGACACAAAGACACUCUUGUGUAAUUCUCAUGACAACAGCUCGCGACACAGAUAUCUAGUGAGAAUUCUUUCUUCUCUUAUGGACAGAAGGCUGAAGUAAUUAGCACAGGUAACAGAUGAUGGCCAGUGGACAGCUGUGGAUAGCGGCUGUGUUUCUGACCUCAGGGCUGAACGCACAGCUGGUGAAUAUGAACAAUGCAUCUCUGACAAAAAUUCCUAUCAACCGAUCUUCAGAGCUCACAGAACUUCUGCUGAGCAAUAACUCAAUUGUGAUGUCGAUCUCGGAUGUAAAGGCUUUAGAGAGGUAUACCAGGCUGAAGGUGCUCGAUCUUUCUUACAACCUCAUAGAGAUAUUGCCUUCAACAGCUUUUGACAGCCUUAUGAACCUGGAGGUUCUUAAUCUGAGGGCAAACAGACUACAUUCUCUCCCCGACGACAUCUUUAAAGGACUUUCUAAUCUAAAGACUUUGGUCUUGGAGGACAACCCAUGGAACUGUUCGUGCCCCCUCAUGACUCUCAUCAAAUAUCUGAAUGACUCUGGUGUAGCAAUCGGCAGACAAGUAACCUGUGACACCCCGGAGACGCUGGCGGGUAAAAGAGUCCUGGAUGAAGAAUCAUUGGGCUCGAUUCAGUCCAGAUCUAAAGCCAAAAUGAUCAAACGUGCAUCAACACUGACAGCACUGCCUACAAACACCAUUCAUGUUAACGGCUCUGGCGAAGAGUUCACUGCGAGUGGCGGCACUGCUGGGGUGUCGACUGGAACCAACAGUUGGAAGUUUCUGCUUGGGGUGCUAGUUAUAACCAUUAGCACUUCAAUGCUGAUCGUAUGUGCUGUCAAGUCACCAUCUUGGUACAAACUUCUCUUCAAUUAUCGCCAUCAGAGACUCCGUGAGGAGGCAGAGCCCAAAGUCCCCAACACCGGACGCUAUUCCAACUUCAGUCUGGACACAGAACAGACGGAGACAAGCAUACAGGAGCUGGACGAGAGCACGGAGCACGGGCUGAGCUUGCAGUCUUUGGAGGAUGAUGACGGCUUUAUAGAGGACGGCUACAUCGAGACACACGAUAACCAAACCCUGGAAUGAAACCAACGUGUGGAAAAAUGAUCUGGUAACACUGUGAGCUCUUGCCUGAUCAAACCAACAACAAAGUUAAAAACAGGAAAUCGAAGCAAAAUUAAGCAUCCUUCAUCCCUAAUGCAUACAACAUUUUUGUCCCAGGUCUAAACCCAGUAUUUAAAAGAAAAGUAUUUAAAUGGCUUAAAAAGCGGUUAGCUACAGAUGAGCUCUGGCGUGCCUGCAUUGGUACACUAGAACAGUUUUCCUCUUGUCUUUUUUUGGAUCCGAAGAUUUAAAAACAUCAGCUGAUGACCCAUUUUACAGGAACUACACAACACUGACAUGCCCAAAAAGCUUAACUCAUGACAUAACAACGCACUUACUGU
This is a messenger RNA of Triplophysa dalaica, 2149 nucleotides long. RefSeq names its product leucine-rich repeat-containing protein 19-like. The record is from RefSeq and is a predicted model, not a curated record. The transcript is spliced from 4 exons. Gene Ontology annotation, biological process: positive regulation of non-canonical NF-kappaB signal transduction; interleukin-8 production. Bases 822 to 1790 code for a protein of 322 amino acids. Lineage: Eukaryota; Metazoa; Chordata; Actinopteri; Cypriniformes; Nemacheilidae. Gene Ontology annotation, cellular component: plasma membrane. Gene Ontology annotation, molecular function: signaling receptor activity; protein binding.